GAAGGGAACGGGCGGCGUACACGCCAUGUGUCAACACUUGCCCAACGCUGCCGACGAGAACGUGUUUGUGGGCACAACGCACAACCUAAUCAUGGAGGGCUCCUUCAAGAGAAAGUUCCGACCAGUCAUACAGAGCCACUGUCGUGAAACGGUGAGCGUUGUUGUAUCGCCUACUGAAAACAUCUUCUUCACCGUUGGCCGAGACAGGGCUGUCUGCCGUUGGAACGUCUCUAGCCUUGUCUGGAUGACGCCGGUCGAGUCCGAGUGCCUGUCUGCCUCAAUGCACCCCCGGGGUUCUACGCUGGCCGUGGGCUGCGCCAACGGGCGCGUGUCGGUGCUGGCCGCCGACACAGGGGCGGUGCUGACGUCGUUCAGUGUGACCAACAGCGCGCUCAACGCACUCGCCUACUCGCCCGAUGGCAUGUCGAUGGCAGUUGGGGCGAACGACGGCUUCAUUCACAUACUUUUGGUGCAAGACCAAGGACAGACGAAUCAAAAAGGCGAAGUCAUCAGGGGCCGAGACUCAAUCGUGAACAUUGACUGGUCAGCGGAUAGUCGCUUGUUGCAAGUCAUCACUACUGAUGGCCAGUAUCAAGAACUUCUUUGCUGGGAUGUAAAUAGCCUGAAGGCGAAAUCGCCCACCGUUACAAAAGUCGAUUGGUACCAGCUCACCUGCACUCUAAAUCCAGACAUUGUCGGAAUUUGGGACAACGAACACUUGACGGACGUCGUGAACCUGACGUGUCACCGUUCCCACAACAAGGCCGUCGUUGCAGUUGGCGACCGCGCGGGCUUCCUGAGAGUAUUCAGGUUUCCGUGCACCGACACCAAGGCGGGCUUCACGGAGCAGAAGAUCAGCUCGUCCCCAGUGACGUGCGUUCGGUUCCUGCAGAGCGACAAGUACCUGGUCACCCUGCUGGCCCAGGCAGGGUACUUCGUGGUCUGGAAGAUGGUCUCCAACCACCGUGUCCGCUCCGAGGCUGAUCGCGUCACGUGAACCAUUCGGGGCCCUGCAGGUUGCCUGCGCUUCGACGACGUCGGGAUCUGGUCGAGUGCCGGUUGCAAAAAGAGGCGCGGGCAGUGGCGAGCCCUUCAUCAUGUGCUGAGAUACCGAGCUCGAAACAUGUGCGAAAAUUCCCAGAAAACGCCCAUUGCCGAGCAUAUUGGGUACCGGUGUCAUUUACAGUGAAAAUAUCCUCAACGUUGCAGCAAGGAUAAAGGGAAUGAAAGAGUGGUGCACUUCUUGCGACUGCUCAUGCGCUGCGAGAUGUCAACAAUGACAGCCAUUUGUACUUCCUAAGGAACGGGGCGUAACGUUCGGUAUCGGGUCACAUUCGUAUACGUGCAAUAACAGUGAACCUUUUUAUUGCCGCAAAUUAAAUAGAGCUUCCUGUGGCUGUACCCUACGCGAAUUUCUUAAUGUCUCGAUGCGUAUCAGAAAGAGAAGCUGAGUAAUUUUUAUGCGUACAAAAAAGGGCCAUAAUUUGCCGAGGUUUGAAUUAAAUCAAGCAGUGCUUCCUAAAUAUCGUUGGCAAAUUGGCCAAGUAAUUUUUCGUUAAGGUAUUCUGAAAUCGCAAUAAAACGUAGCGGACUUACAUGCAUUUAUUGGCCUCAGUAAAGGUCAAAGGCCGCCUUUUCAUUUCUUAAAUGAGCGCUUAGUCUUCUGUUGAUCAGUUCUUCUAACAACAUAAAAGCGGUUUGCUCUUCCGGAAUGAAAAAUGUCCUCGUUGGACGAUAAUUCGUAAGCUGGGCGCUCAGCUCACGUGCACGUUUGCGUAUGCAGUAAUGGCUUUGUCUGCAGCCGGGUUGCAGCCAAGCGUAGAUUCUUUCUAUGCCGCGAAAUUCUGCUGUGCAAUAUUUCAAGCUGUCCCUAGCGUGAGACGGCUUAUCGUGUGACGUGAAGGGCAUAUUCUGACAUAAACAGUCCGAGUUUCUGUCAAACACAAUUCACUGCAGUUCGAUAAUCGGAGCAUUGAUACUUCCAGAGAGAGAGAGAGAGAGAGAGAGAGAGAUAGAUAAGGAUAAAUGAAAGGCAGGGAGGUUAACCAGGACCGAGCAUAGUUGGCUAGCCUCAACUAAGGGAAUGGGAAUAAAAGAUUAUGAUGAGGAGAGAAAGUCUAGUGUUGAUGUCGCCAACGUAGUGACAAUUCUCUGCCCUCUGUGGUAGACAUUCGCUCGGUCCGGUAGUCUUCAGAAAUCGCAGCAGCACUUCUGUGGCCUUCUGCAGCAGUGAUAUGCGAGACCAUGGUCCCAAGACCUUGUCAUAUGAUAAUUAUUUUCAGCAGCUAACCGUUGCGUGAACGAAGUAGAUUCUCAAUUUUGGAGAGGCUGCGUCUUGAUGUGGGUUAACACUGGCAGCCUAAGCUUUGCUAAAAAAAAAAAAAAAAAAAAAAAAAAAAAACAGCC
Molecule: messenger RNA, 2406 nt
Organism: Dermacentor silvarum
Lineage: Eukaryota; Metazoa; Arthropoda; Arachnida; Ixodida; Ixodidae
Product: echinoderm microtubule-associated protein-like CG42247
Exons: 8
Coding region: 26-997 (323 amino acids)
Biological process (GO): microtubule cytoskeleton organization
Cellular component (GO): mitotic spindle
Molecular function (GO): microtubule binding
Source: RefSeq, a predicted model, not a curated record